Molecule: messenger RNA, 7119 nt
Organism: Anguilla rostrata (American eel)
Lineage: Eukaryota; Metazoa; Chordata; Actinopteri; Anguilliformes; Anguillidae
Product: zinc finger protein 536-like
Exons: 7
Coding region: 767-5173 (1468 amino acids)
Biological process (GO): regulation of DNA-templated transcription
Cellular component (GO): nucleus
Molecular function (GO): DNA-binding transcription factor activity, RNA polymerase II-specific; RNA polymerase II cis-regulatory region sequence-specific DNA binding
Source: RefSeq, a predicted model, not a curated record
GUAUCAAAUCCAAUUCUGCGCCGAGUCUCCGAACAUAACAAGACUGAAUGUGAGUGAGGUUCCUCUUGAAAAAAGAAAAAGAAAAAAAAAAGGAAAAGAACAUAUUUUAGUAAGAGCGCUCAAGGUCAGGACCAAGCGGCGAUGUGUUCAUUUUUUCAGUUGCUACACGGGAGAAAAAUGAACGAUUAGAGACUGUGUUAUACUAGCAAGUGCUCAGCCUUUUCGGUCAUCAAAGCCGAGUGCCGCGAGACCUAUCUAGUUGCUGUGAAUAACGCCGCGGACGACAAUGGAGUGCUUUUUAACGGUACAACGCAUUUCACCUACCAAAUAGGGGGGAGUCCGGGCUAAAAGAUGGACAUUUCCUGUGAUGCUAAUUGAUCGGUAUCAAUGGACACGUUUGUCCCGAAAAGAGACGUAAUAAAAUUAUAUGCUCUCUACUCGGGAUGCGCGUGGAACAGUUGGAGGGGGAUUUUGGAGUGGGCAAUCGUAACAGGUCCGAGCCGCACUUUUCCCCCUUCAGCGCAAGAAAAUGAUCAAGUCAAAUCUUGUGGACAUGCUUCAUUAUUCAGUGAACACAAUCUUCCACAACGCUUCGUUUAUGUGCAGGAGUCCCUUCAACGCGUUGCUUUAAAUUUAAAGCUUCUCUUGAAGAAGGACGACAAACCUGGGGGACCCCCUCCAGCCCGUCGCUCGGUCCCAGAGCUGCUGGGUCACGCCCUCACCUGCCACGCCGGCCUGAGCCAGGUAUGCUGGUAGCUUCUUAAGGAUGGAGGAGUCUAGUCUGUGCCUUGGCGUGUCCUCAGCGGUACCCGAAGCGGACGGCCGCCUGAGCGCCGCGGUGCUCAACGGGCGCUACCCGGUGAGCCAGAAGCUGCAGCAGCUCACCUCCCAGCUGGGCCAUGGCUUCGCCGACCUGCCCGGGCGGCAGCAGACCCCAGAGGAGAAGGCCGCCACCCCGCUGGACGAGAAGAGCCACCCGGUCCUGGCCAGCCCUCCGAUCAGCAGCCAGAUGGCGCUGCUGGCCAACCAGCUCAAUCGGGACGCCAUGGAGGCCGGCGUCGGCCUGGGCGUGAACGGGCGGGUGGAGCUGCAGCACUUCCUGAACGGGCAGAGCCUGGGCGUCAUGUCUCAGCUGUGCGACGCGGAGGAGGACACCCGCAAGAACCGGAAGUACCCGUGCCCGCUGUGCGGCAAGCGCUUCCGCUUCAACAGCAUCCUGUCGCUGCACAUGCGCACGCACACGGGCGAGAAGCCCUUCAAGUGCCCCUACUGCGACCACCGGGCGGCGCAGAAGGGCAACCUGAAGAUCCACCUGCGCACCCACAAGCUGGGCAACCUGGGCAAGGGGCGGGGCCGGGUGCGCGAGGAGAACCGGCUCCUGCACGAGCUGGAGGAGCGCGCCAUCCUGAGGGACAAGCAGAUGAGGAGCAGCCUGUCCCAGCCGCGGAUGGACGCGAGGCAGCCCUCCCAGCCCUUCCAGCAUCCCCAGAACCACCACCAACACCACCACCACCCCCACCACCUGCAGAACCACCCACCGCACCACCUGCCCGCGGUGCACGCCCAGGCCCAGCAGCAGCAGCAGCAGCAGCAGCCCACCUCCGCCUGCAGCCUCCUCACCCCGACCAGCCUGGGGAUCCCCGACAACCAGUCGCCCCUCCCUCGGCCCUCGCCGUCCCCGAAGCUGGCCAGCGCCCAGGACGAGCAGGCCGCCCCGCCCGCCCCGCCCGCGCCUCCCGCGCCCCCCGCCCCGGCUGCGGCGGCGGCGGGGUUCCGCUGCACCUUCUGCAAGGGCAAGUUCAAGAAGCGGGAGGAGCUGGAGCGCCACAUCCGCAUCCUGCACAAGCCCUACAAGUGCACGCUCUGCGAGUUCGCCACCGCCCAGGAGGAGGACCUCAUCGCCCACGUGGAGAAGGCCCACAUCACCGCCGAGUCGGCCCAGGGGCAGGGCCUGGCGGGGGGCGGGGCCGGCGGGGAGAAGCCCGCCAACGAGUUCCGCUGCGAGGUGUGCGGCCAGUCCUUCAGCCAGGCCUGGUUCCUCAAGGGCCACAUGCGCAAGCACAAGGACUCCUUCGAGCACAGCUGCCAGAUCUGCGGCCGCCGCUUCAAGGAGCCGUGGUUCCUGAAGAACCACAUGAAGGUCCACCUGAACAAGCUGAACGUGAAGACCAAGGCCCAAGGCGACCAGGAGGCGUCCAUGAAGAUGAACCACCUGGCGCAGGAGGCUCACGCCAACCUCUACUCCCGCUACAUCUCCUGCCUGCAGGGCGGGUUCCUCUCGCCCAACAAGGCGGCCCUGUCCGAACAGCACCCCCUCCUGGCUAAAGCAGGGAUUGCCAUGAAGGAGAAGGAGAUUCCAGGGAAACUGCUGUCUCCAAUUGUGGGCAUGGGUCAUGGUUCAGCGGACAGGGAGAAGCGCUCCCUGCUUGGCUGCCUAAACCUGGUCCCGCCCCUCAAGUCCAGCUGCAUGGAGCACCUGCAAGCUGCAGCUAAGGUGGCCGAGAUGGACCCUCUCAACAGCUACCAGGCCUGGCAAAUCAUGGCGCGGGGGAUGGCUAUGGACCGGUCCUUCAUGCCUAAGGAGCAGUACCACAUGCCUCGAAUCUCGGACGAGGACCCGAUGGCUGCCAGGAUGGCCUACGCGAAAGAGAAGCACGACUAUCCCGGGAUGGGGCCCGACGGUUCCCGGCAGAAGCUGCACGCGGACAUGGCGUCAAGGACCAGGGGGGCCAACACGCUGGCCUGCAAGGACAACGGCAGCUUCGACGGCGGCAGCCGAGACCUCCGCGGCUCCCACGGUGGUGGGACGGCCGGCCAGGCCCACGGCCUGGAGUACGGCCGGUCGGGUUCGAAGGAGAAGCACACCGAGUGCCCGGACUGCGGCAGGACCUUUAGGACUUACCACCAGAUGGUGGUCCACUCCCGGGUGCACAGCAAGGACCGGCAGCCGGCGGACGCCGGGAUCCACCAUCGCCUGGGCCUGGACGAGCGGCGCGGCUCCGCCAGCGACCCCGAAUCCCAGUCCAUCAGCCGCUCCACCACGCCGGGCUCCUCCAACGUGACGGAGGACAGCGGGCCCGGCGGAGGGCAGUCCCGGGCCGGGAGCACACAGGAGGACAGCCCUCACCCGUCUCCCCCUUCCUCAGAUGCCGGAGACGAGGUGGGGAAGCUCGGGGGGGUCCAGCCGCACAGGGACAGGGCCCAGGGGUUAGGCUCCAAGGACUGCCCCUACUGCGGAAAGGCCUUCCGAACCACCCACCACCUGAAGGUCCACCUGCGGAUACACACAGGUGAGAAGCCCUACAGGUGCCCGCACUGCGACUACGCGGGCACGCAGUCGGCCUCGCUGAAGUACCACCUGGAACGCCACCAUCGGGAGCGGCACAACAACGGGGGCCCCUCCUCCUCCUCCUCCUCCUCCUCGCACCCCCAGGAGGAGCACCCCGGCAGCAAGAGCGGGGCCUUCCUCCGGCCGGACGUCCUGCACGGGGUGAUUAAGGGCGUGUCCGGUGGUGUGGACCUGAGAGGGGCCCAGCUGCACCCUCACCACUGGGGCCCGCUGGGGGUGCUGUCCCCCCGGGACCGGGACCUGGAACUGGACAGGGAGCACCACGGCCACCCCGCCUCCGAAAACGCUUCGGAGGGCGUGAGGGUCCGCGAGGGGGCCCUGGACGGCGGCCCGGCCGGCUUCCCGGACCUGAGCCGGGUCUACCAGGGCAUGGCGGGCAACGGGGUCAACUUCCAGAGCUCCCUGCAGGCCUUCAUGGACGGCUUCACCCUCAACUCCAUGAAGAGGGACAAGGAGGCCAGGGAGAGGCGGCGGGAGUCCGGCGGCCGGUCGGGGGAGAACGGGGAGGAGGAGGCGGCGGCGACGGCGGCCGACGCCAAGCCUCCCAAAAGCAAGUCCCUGCGGUCGCAGUACGAGCCUCUGGAUCUGUCCUACAGGCCCGACUCCGGCCUCCUGCCGGGCUCCUCCGUCACCCUGCGGGACGACGUGGCCUGGCACGGCUGCCUCUUCUGCCCCUUCGCCACCCCCUCGGUGGAGGUCAUGGCCCUGCACCUGGACGCCAACCACCUGGGCCGGGGCAAACGCAAAGAGGGCGGCGUCCCGGACGAGAAAGGGUCCCUCUGGGACCACCCGUGGGAGGCGUCCUCCUCCGGCAAAGCCUCCUUGACCUCCGCCGUGCUUCGGCGUGGAGGCGCGGGGCCGUCCUUUCAGCCGAUUGCUCAAACGAAUGCGACGGUCCGGCGGGAGGCAGGCAAGGAGGCGGCAGAGGAGGCUGGGAGCCCGUCCUGGCCCGACCCCGCAGACGCUGCCAGUUCGGCAGAAUUUGAGGGUAACUUCCUGAAUCCGCCGGGCUUGCCUGAGGCUCCGGCGGGCGCGCCCGGCCCCCGGCGGUUUGGGAACGAGCGCCCGGAGUCCUCCGAGGUGCAGGCGUGGCCCUUCGACCCACCUGGCCGGGGGACGGCGGACGAGAGCGGAAGGGGAGCGGACCCCGCGGAGGCGCCCACUAAGGGAGACGUCAUGGAGGAGUCUGAGGAGGACCAGGCGGAGGAGGAGGAGGACGCCGAGGCGGCAGAGCCCGUCGGCAAGAGGCCAGAAUCUGACCGGGAGGAGGAAGAGGAGGAGGAGGAGGAGGAGGAGGAGGAGGAGAUGGAGACAGAGGAGGACGAAGACCGGGAUGGCGACAGGGACCGUGACAACGGCGGGAAGGAGACGCGGGCGCGGAGCAGUUCGGCCGAGGACUCCGAGCGGUCGUCCCCCGCCGCGUCCCGCCGUUCCCCCCCGCUCGCGGAGACGCGGUGGCAGGGGCCCGACCUCCACUCGCCCCCCGAGCGCCCGCUGAACUCGCUGUCCGUCCUGAGGGCCUACAGCGCGGAGAACCUCGCGGCGUUCAACGGGCUGGGAGACGGCGCGGGCAGCCCCGGAGCCGCCAAGAGGACCGACUCAGCCGGCCAGAAGCCGUUCCAGUGUCGGUACUGCCCGUACGGCGCGUCGCAGAAGGGGAACCUGAAGACCCACGUGCUGUGCGUCCACCGCAUGCCCUUCGACAACAGCCAGUACCCCGACCGCCGCUUCAAGCGUUCCCGCGGCGACUCGGACACCUCCGACGACGGCCACCCCGCCGCCGCCGCUCCUCCCGCCAUGGACUCCGCCCCCGUCCAAGAGUGACCGCCCCCCCCGCCCCCCGCCACCCGCACCCCUCCCCCUUAAUCCGGGAGUGAUGUCACAGAAGGGCCUGCAGCGACCGUGGCAACCGCUGCCCUGGCAACCAGAGUAACAGUAACAGAAAGUGAUGAUGUAUGGAGGAAGCUGUAGCCGCGGUAACAGUGUACAUUCCCAAAAUGCGUUUUUCAACACGAUUUACUACAGCGACACGAGACAGGUACAGACUGAUCAGCUGAGUGCCACGAUAGCUUCACACGCUGCUCACACAGUUCUGUUUCAGAAAAGUAGCAUGGUCAACACCGAGCAGAAAGGGGAAGAUCACAGGAGUUAUUAUUUUUUUGGUGUAUUUACAUGAAAAAAAAUUAUAUUGAAUUGAUAAUUACACAAAGAGGGGCGAAAAAGAAAAUACAAUCUCUGGAAUUAUUUUUUUCCCCAAGAAGUGAUGCUUUUGUUUGGAAGGAAAAUGACGCAUGCACCCUUUUGAACCCUAAUGGCAGCAUCUGGUUUGCUUUGCCUACCAUCCUGGCGUGCAGCUCGAGCUGAGCGGUCUGGUGACUGUGUGUGCGGGAAAACCCAGUUGGUUCUCACUAUCGGCACCACUGGGAAGACCAUAACUGGCCCACAAUGCAGUGGGCCAGUCCACAUGCUAACACUUAGCCUCUCGCUGUUUCUUGAAUUGGAAGUAGAACUGUGACUAAUUAAAUUGUGCAUUAAAAAAAAAACAAACGUUAAUCCACAGGUACAUGGAAUGCAGUCUCGUGGGUUUUUUCAGUAUUGACAAGGAAAGACAUUUCAAUCUUUUUUUUCCCCCCCAUAUGGCUGUCUAACCACAGUGUGGUCUGUCCUUGACACAGAAUAACACAUUUAAUCAGCUGAUCAGCUCUGAUAGUGUACUUCUAACUAUAUAAAUGACCUUUAGUCCCUGUUGGACUGUUGGAUAUUUAGUCCCUCAUUUUUUCUGUACAUUAAUGAAUUGGAUCGGAUUAAAUAAUGACUAUAACAUUUACGGAAAUAUGUUGCUGAAAGUAGGACUGAAAGUAUGGUGGGUUGUUUGAACAAAGGGCCAGUGUGUGUGUGUGUGUGUGUGUGUGUGUGUGUGUGUGACAGAGAUGUGACAGGUUACUAAACGUGGCAUGACCGUAUGAAAACUGUACAAAGAUGAAACGGCUUUCCCUGAAACUUCCCGAGUCUCCCGUCAGAGAUGGAAUGUUUCUGCUUCAAUGCAAGCGCUGGACUCCGGAUUCAAAGUGAAGGAAUUUCCUAAAAUGCUUCUGAAGACUCCCAGGACUGUAGGCCGAGCGUACAAUGGCUGAACAUAGUUUCUUGCUUCUCGUCUUUAACAUAAAUGUCAGCGUGACUUGUUUCUUUGUUUUUUUGUAAAGCAUAAAUUUGUUCUAUAUUUUUUAUCGAGUUAAAGCUUUUGUACAAUUCAGAUUUCCAAUGUUUUGUUGGUUUUUUUGUUUCUUUUUUGUACAGUACAUUUUAUGAGUAUGAUGAAGGCUGUCCACCUUUUCUCCAACCCCCAUUCCCCCUCCAUUGUUUUUGUUUUAAUACAUUAAUUUUAUUUUGAAAAGAUAAGUAACAUGCAAGGUUUGGACCCUACGUAAUCAUGCUGGUGAGGUUGAAAGUAUACCGGCUUUCACUUCACAGGCAAUAGAAAAGUAAGAAAGAAAAAUCCUUUUUUUUUUUUUUUUUUUUUCGCAUAGCUGAAAAAAAAAAAAAACAGCAUAAAAAUAAAUCUUCUGGACUUUAAGACGGUGUGAGUUCCCGUUCGGGCAGGGGGUGAGCAUUACAGUCCAGAGCCUUAAAAACUUUAGCUCUGCCUGGAGCAGUUUACAUAGACACUAAACUGCAGCUAACUGUACAUAUUUAACAUAACCCUGAGAACACAGAAAGAAUAUCUCAGGCUAAGAAGAAGAAGAAGAAUAAGAAGAAGAAGAAGAAAAAGA